AGCGUCACGUGACCGCAGUCUCGGCUGGGCUCUGGCCUCCGUGAAUCCUGUCCGGCCCCGGAGUUGCGGCGGCUCUCGCUUCUCCGUCUACGGCCCACCCGAUGGAGGAGGAGGAUGAGGAAGCGCGGGGGCUUCUGGCAAACGGCCCAGACGAGACUGGUAGAGAUACCCCCGCCGCCCUCGCUGCCCCCGAGACGCUGCCGGCCCUCUGCGACCCGAGUCGUCUGGCGCACCGGCUUUUGGUGCUGUUGCUGAUGUGCUUCCUUGGCUUUGGCAGCUAUUUUUGCUAUGAUAAUCCUGCCGCCCUUCAGACUCAGGUUAAACGGGAUAUGCAGGUGAAUACCACGAAAUUCAUGCUGCUGUAUGCCUGGUAUUCUUGGCCCAAUGUAGUUUUGUGUUUCUUUGGUGGCUUUUUGAUAGACCGAGUGUUUGGAAUACGAUGGGGCACCAUUAUUUUUAGCUGCUUUAUUUGCAUUGGACAGGUUGUUUUUGCUCUGGGUGGAAUAUUUAAUGCUUAUUGGCUGAUGGAAUUUGGAAGGUUUGUGUUUGGGAUUGGUGGGGAGUCCUUGGCAGUUGCUCAGAAUACAUAUGCUGUGAGUUGGUUUAAAGGCAAAGAAUUAAACCUGGUGUUUGGACUACAACUUAGCAUGGCUAGAGUUGGAAGUACAGUGAACAUGAACCUCAUGGGAUGGCUGUAUUCUAAGGUUGAAGCUUUGGGUUCUGCUGGUCACACAACCCUUGGAAUCACACUUAUGAUUGGGGCUAUAACAUGUAUUCUUUCACUAAUUUGUGCCUUGGCCCUUGCUUACUUGGAUCAGAGAGCAGAAAGAAUUCUUCAUAAAGAACAAGGAAAAACAGGUGAAGUUAUUAAGUUAACUGACGUGAAGGACUUCUCCUUACCCCUGUGGCUCAUAUUUAUCAUCUGUGUCUGCUAUUAUGUGGCUGUGUUCCCCUUUAUUGGGCUUGGGAAAGUUUUCUUUACAGAGAAAUUUGGAUUUUCUUCUCAGGCAGCAGGUGCUAUCAACAGUGUUGUAUAUGUCAUAUCAGCUCCCAUGUCUCCAAUAUUUGGUCUCCUGGUGGAUAAAACAGGGAAGAACAUCAUAUGGGUCCUGUGUGCAGUGGUGACCACUCUUGCUUCGCAUAUGCUGCUGGCCUUUACACUGUGGAAUCCUUGGAUUGCUAUGUGUCUCCUGGGACUCUCCUAUUCGUUGCUUGCCUGUGCAUUGUGGCCGAUGGUGGCAUUUGUAGUUCCUGAACAUCAACUGGGAACUGCAUAUGGCUUCAUGCAGUCCAUUCAGAACCUUGGGUUGGCAAUCAGUUCCAUCAUUGCUGGCAUGAUACUGGAUACUCGGGGAUAUUUGUUUUUGGAAGUUUUCUUCAUUGCCUGUGUUUCUUUGUCACUUUUAGCUGUGGUCUUCCUCUAUUUGGUGAAUCGUGCCCAAGGUGGGAACCUAAAUUAUUCUGCAAGACAAAGGGAAGAAAUAAAAGUUUCCCAUUCUGAAUGAGAAGUUUAAAUGACUGUGUCAUGAGAAUGGGCUGCACACAUCAUUGUAUGAAAACCUCCAUUUUUUUCGAUUUUUUUUUUUUUUUAAAUUUAGAGUUUAGUCAUUAGGAAAAAUAAUGUUCUGGAAAGUUAUAUUUAUAUUUCAAAUACUCCUAUUUCAGAGUAUAUUUGUGAGGACUGUUUCAUUCUCUGUCUUCUGUGUGUUGCUGAAGAAGUCUACUUUGGAAUAGGCUAAUCAACAGUGACGUUCAGCAGAUUCCUUGGGAACGUGCGGGUGAACUUCAGUGAGGACAGGAAAUAAUGGAAAUCAUUGUAUCUCGUAUUGAGAUCAUUUUCACAAAGACCUUAGGGAUGUGGCCUUUUCUUUACCUUAAAGCAAAAAAAUGAAAAAAGCUUUUGAAGGGGGUAGAAGGGGUGUUUUAUACAGAAUAAACUGGCAUUUUAAUAGGCAUUCCCUUUUGUAUUAUAAUAGGGAAUAUUUGAGAGAUAUUUUUAUGAAGUCCCUGCAUUUUCACAAGCAGCAGCUUGUGUUCUGCUCUCUUUAGUUAUGAGAGGUUGCUGGGCAGGGACCCUUUGGAGCUUCUUUCUCUCUCAGUGACUGAGCAUCUUAAUCACUUAUGGACUUAUCACUUUUCACUUAAUCACUUAUCACUUUUGUGGUACAAACUUUCUGUGCAGAUUUUUUUAUAGUUAAUUACUAAAAAAAUGUCCGUUACAUUAUGAUAAUUGCUUAUCUACCUGGAUAAAUAAAGACUCAAAGGAAUACUUGACAUCUUCUAAGUUUUGAUUUUUAAAAUGUCUUAAAACACUGAUUUUUAACUCUUAUUUAUAUGGAAGUUUAUAAGAAAAUCUGUUUUGGCAUAAAGAAAAUUUGCCUAAUUAGAGUCAUUGAAAGAUUGUGGGAUUAGCUUUUUCUCCAGAGUAGGUCCUUAAUGAAACAUUUAUGUUUCUCACCUUAAAUAAAAUAAUGCAUAUGAAAUUUCUCCAACAGACUUAAACACUUUUCAAUUGACUCGAUCGUACCAUAUUAAAGUAAAGGAAUUUUUCAUGUGUUUUGCUCUCUGUAGGCAUGCAGAUAUUUUAGACAACAACUAUUAAACUAAAGAAUUUAGCUGAUUACAUUGUUUAAAGUACGUGACAUAACGUGUGCUUAAAAGUUCUGGAACAGAUUGAAAGUGCAUUCCUUAUUCGGGGUAAAUUUAUUUACAUCCUUUUUUCUGAUUUACAGUUUAUUGUGUCAUUAUUCAGUUGUUAGUUCUUUAGGCUUUGGCUGCCUUGUGACUGUUCUAGCCCAUAUUAUUGAUUGUUGGACUCACCAGUUGGGGAGAGUGCAGGAAGGUGACAGCUGCUGCUGCUGGAGGACUUGUGUGGUCUGGCCCCUGCCUCCAUCUUUCUACUCCUCUGCCCCAGCCACAGGGAGCUGCUUCCAUUUUUUCAAAUGGGUCAUGUUUCUUCCUUUCUUGGGCGCUUUGUCCAUGCUGCUCCCUUUGCUUAGAAUAUUUUUCCGGGAUUCUCUAAAACCUGGUUUCACCUAAUUUCUGUCAGGAAACCUUAGCCCCAGCUCAGAAGCGUUAUUCCUAUGGAAACUCUUCCAGACCCUUCAGGCUGUAUCAGGUUCUUCCUAAAUUCCUGUGACUUUUGAAAAACCCUGUACUUUUCCUUCUUAGCUUACCUCAGCUUGUAAUGAAUAAUUUGUGACGUUGUGGGUUUCCAUCUCUUCCUUUAGAUUGUGAGCUCCUCGAGGGCAAGGACUGUGUCUGUUAUAUUAAUAGUGACUCUGCUGGUAGUGACCAGCACAAAGUAGGCACAAAAUAUUUUUUGAAUGAUGCUUAAAUAAAAAGGAAAGUAAAUUGGAAUAACUUUUUGAAGGAUAAAUUGGUAAUACAAAAAAAAGACCUAAAAGGGGUAUAGUGGUGGGCUUGCAUGUCUUUUGACUUAGAAGUUCCAUUUCUGAUAAUUUAUUGUAAGGGACCCAUCAGGCACACAUACUUGUAAAUAUAUAUUAAGGGGGUAUGUUCAUUGCAAGACUGCUUAUAAUAGCCUAAAAUAGGAAACCACCCAUGUUUAUCAGAAUAGGGGAUUUGUUAAGCACAUCGUAUCAUAUGUACAAAGUGAAAUACUAAGCAGUCAUGAAAUGGUUUCAUUAGAGAGCGUACUGACAUGGAAUGAUGGCAUUAUCAUGUGGAAGAUUCAGAGUGCUGCUGUUGUAAAACAAACAUGUUUGAAGGAUGUGUCCAUGAAUGUUUCUGGGUGAUGA
Rhinolophus ferrumequinum (greater horseshoe bat) is the source of this 3761-nucleotide messenger RNA. RefSeq names its product major facilitator superfamily domain containing 1 (gene MFSD1). The record is from RefSeq and is a predicted model, not a curated record. The coding region runs from base 102 to 1505 and encodes 467 amino acids. NCBI's taxonomy places the organism in Eukaryota, Metazoa, Chordata, Mammalia, Chiroptera, Rhinolophidae. Gene Ontology annotation, biological process: transmembrane transport. The transcript has 16 exons. Gene Ontology annotation, cellular component: lysosome. Gene Ontology annotation, molecular function: transmembrane transporter activity.